Messenger RNA from Protopterus annectens (West African lungfish), 3546 nucleotides. It is a transcript of the gene ATP6AP2, whose product is annotated as ATPase H+ transporting accessory protein 2. The record is from RefSeq and is a predicted model, not a curated record. Gene Ontology annotation, cellular component: external side of plasma membrane; membrane. Gene Ontology annotation, molecular function: signaling receptor activity. Lineage: Eukaryota; Metazoa; Chordata; Ceratodontiformes; Protopteridae. Gene Ontology annotation, biological process: positive regulation of Wnt signaling pathway.
UGCUCUUUUAGUAAUACGCUAAAUAAAAAUAGUGGAAGUCAGCUGACUUGGGGUGGUUAUUCCUUGGAGUUGACAUCGGCAGGGCUGUGAAGUAGGGAUAAUGGCAACCUGCAGUAUAGUGCGGAGGCUGGCCAUGUCUGGAGAGGCCAAUUGGAUGUUGGUCAUUCUGUUAGCUGUCUGGAUAGAUGGUGCUUCUACUGAUAAGUUCACAUUGCUGAAAUCACCAGACUAUGUCAGGUUCCGGACUAUAGAUGUGCCAUUGCCUGGAGAGCGGAUCCAAGAUUUGGUAUCUUUGUCUAUGGGAUUCUCCGUGGAAGAGGCUGUUCCAUUUACUUUGGAUAGUGUUGCAAAUACCAUCCACUCACUGUUCCCAGAAGUUCCAGUGGUUUUGCAGCUGGCACCAAGUGAAGAGCGCUUGUAUAUGGUGGGAAAAGCAAAUACAGUUUUUCAGGAUCUUCCAGUAACAUUGCAGCAGAUAAAAAAUCGUAUGUUCCAAGAUAAUUCUAUUUUGAAAACAAGUUCCUUGAACUCAUUAAACAAAAACAGUGAGGCUGAUAUUCUGUUCCUGUCAGAACUUCAAGUUCUCAAUGACAUUUCCACACUGUUAUCCCGUCACAAGCAUCUGGCAAAAGACCACUCUCCUGAUCUUUUUGGCUUGGAGCUGGCAGGUUUGGAAGAGAUUGGGAAGCAUUAUGGUCUAGAAUCUCAGCAGUUUAAAGAUGCAUCUCAAAUUCUUGUUGACUGUCUGCAGAAGUUUGCUGAUGAAAUGUCUGACAUCUAUGGUGGAAAUGCCAUUAUUGAAGUUGUGACUGUGAAAAACUUCGCUAAUCCUUUUGUCAGGAAAACUCGUUCUAUCCUGGAAUCUGUCCAGAUUAGCAACCCUGGAAGCCCAUAUAAUCUGGCGUACAGUUACAACUUUGAGUAUGCAGUGGUCUUCAACAUUGUACUCUGGAUCAUGAUAGGCCUUGCUCUUGCUGUAAUCGCCAUUUCGUACAAUCUCUGGAACAUGGAUCCUGGCUAUGACAGUAUCAUUUACAGGAUGACUAAUCAAAAGAUUCGUCUGGAUUAGAUUGAUGCCAUUUUCUUGCUUCUUAUUAAAGUCUUUGUUUUUACUUCAUUCCAAGGUCUUUGUCUAAGUGCCCACAUCCCACAGUACUAUUACCAAAUUACAGCACAGGAAAUUGAGCCUACUAGAUAAUGACCGCAAAAAAAAAAAAAAAAAUGAUUUUAACAUGCACAGAUUGGAUGUAAUGGCACACUCAGGUUGGGCAUGUCAGUCAUGUAUUGGUGUAAUUAUUAUUUCUGGUUUCAUAACUUGAUUAUCUGUACUAGCCUCUGGAGUAUAUUUAGAAUAUUAAUUUAUAAUUGAACUAACUCUGAACCAGUACAUUGUGUUUGGUGUACUCUGCAGCUAAUUCCUAAUGCUGACAGCAAAUGUUAAUUUGUUUACUUUUCUGUAGUGAUGCAUUUUUAGUUUGUUUAUUGGAUAGGAGUCUAAAUUUCUUCACUUGAGUUUUUCGCUUUCUAGGAUUAUUCAUGGUAUGGAUUGAGUUUGUGUUGAUUGCUUGAUUGGUUAUAAUUAUUAUCUUUAUUGUAAAGUAAUUGUUCUAAUGAUUGUGUGGUAAGUUAUGAAAACAUGGCCAUUUUCUUUAAUGAACAUUUUUGCCUGAAAUUGAAAAGAGCUGGGACGUGGAGCAAAAGGUCCAGCACUCAGAAUAGGCCUCCAGUGUUUCCAUAGUUGUAUAAACUGUUUGUUUGGUUUUAUUGACUGUCAUGUAAAGCGAAAAAAAACUUCCAUCACAUGGGAAACAAACUUAAGCAUUUAAUUCUUAGAUUAUAAAUGAAGCUGAACUUUUUUUACCAUUCUUCUUUGAAGUUUUCAGGUUGUAAAUAUCACAGUUUUUUUUUUUUUUUCAGCCUUAACUUUUUUCAGACUGUUAAUUUGUAUUUCAUUUCCGCAGCUGUCUUUCUUAAGGAUUAACAGUCUUAUUCCCUGGUAGGUUGAAGACUUACAUAUAGUGGGCUGCUGCACCUUCAAUUUUUAUAUUGACUCCAUGACACUUGGAGAAUUGAUUGCACUGAUAAAGUAGUUGUCAUCAGUAUAUGAUGGCAUCUUCACUGUAUUUUUAUUUUCAGUUCACUCUGACCUCCUGCAAGACAUAGUGCUUUGUACUUUCCUUGUCUGAUGGCUGAUAUCAUGAAAGUAUUGUUUUCUGCAUUUCUAUGUGCUAGCUUAUCUCCUACAUGCUAGCUCCUUGGUAACUUCCUGAGCUGAGUUAAUGGCCACUUUUAAUCAUGGUAUGAAAUGAUCUGUGUGAGUAUCCAGUGUCAUAUGUCAUAUACAGUGGCUGAAGAUGCCUGCCAACCAUACCUCUCAACUGCCCAGAAUUUCACAGAAUGUUCCUGAUGUUGCUUCACAGAGUUUUUGGUUUGCUGAUAAAUCACUGAGGAUUGCAGUCUGUCAAGUUUUUCAGCAAUGAUGGACAUUUAAGUUUCAUACAUAUUUUUCAGAAAAUGCACAUUGGUGCAUAUUUGAAAAGAUGUGUCUGAUUUUUUUUGGCUUUGAUAAGAAUUACAGAGCAAACAAGUUGAGAGGUAUGACCCCUCCCCCAACACACGCACACACAAAGGUUGCUUUGCUUUUGCCAGAACAAGUAUACUGUAACAUUGAAUAGCCAUUUCUCUGCUUCAGUGCCCUUUGCUAGAGUUGUAGACUUGCCUUAUCAAAGUAGUAAAAUUAUGAUUUUUAGCCUGUCCAGUGGAUGACCUUAGCAUUGGGUCACACCUGUGGUCCUUUCUUGAGAAGGGAGACAUUCAGUGGGGUACUUCAUUUUUCUUUUUUGGUUGACCCACUGCCAUUCUAGUUUACUUGCUUUACAUUUGCAAGUGUUUACAUAAGGUGGACUGCUUAAAAUUAUAUUUUUAAUAAGACACUGGGUACUUAGUUUUAGAGGCCAGUAUACAUGCUGUUAGUAUCUUAAUAGCUUUUAAUUAACUCUGAGUUGAAAAUAUAUUUGUGUAUCAGGUGGCUUACCUGUGUAUAUUGAAGAAAGAUUUAGUUUAUUAGGUACACUGUGCAGGGUACUGUGUUUAUUUUCUUUAAGUAAAUAUAAUGGCAAAGGCCUACACCCAUGCUGUAUGGUUCAGGGGUACAUUAAUUCUAGCCUUGUACUACAUUGAGUGGAACAUUUUCAUGGAAAAAAAAGAUCAUUCCAGGUCUCCAUUCUGACUUUAAAUGCAUCAGCUACCCUAAAAACUGUAGUUUCCUACAAUGGAAAAUUGUGUGUGCAUAUAUUGAGGGACAGACAGUAUUCAUGGUGCACUAUUUAUCUUAACUUGUCUUAAUGACUUUAUGGUUUUCACAUUCAUAAUGGUAAUGUGAGUCCUACAGAUAGUUUUGAGUAUAUAUUGCAGUUACAAAAUGUUUGUUAAAAUACAGUGCAGUUAAGCAUUAUGAUGUUUUGUGAUGUUUUAUUUUGAAAAAAAAAAACACACUGAACCAUUGUGAAGUUUAAAUGGGAUUAAAUAAAUGGUCAAAUAUGUGAA